CAGCUAAGUUACGGGCGACACCAACGGCAGUCGACUUCCUUCCUUCCUCUGUGCCUCUCUCAACGCUGGAGCUGCCGCCUCGCCACUAGCAGCGCGCUCUACUCCCCGUCCUCCUCGUCCAUCCUGCUCUAGUUUCAGCAGCCACAACGACCAUGUCGAGGGACUACGACCACUUGUUCAAGCUCGUGCUGAUCGGCGACUCGGGCGUGGGCAAGUCCUGCCUGCUGCUGCGCUUCGCGGACGACGCCUUCACAGAAAGCUACAUCACCACCAUUGGCGUGGACUUUCGAUUCCGCACUGUGAAGAUCGACAACAAGACUGUGAAGCUUCAGAUUUGGGACACUGCUGGGCAGGAGCGUUUCCGCACUAUUACGAGUGCGUAUUACCGUGGAGCAGACGGUAUUAUCAUGGUGUACGACGUCACCAGCCAGGAAUCGUUCGAUCAUGUAAACGACUGGUUAAACGAAGUGAACCGAUACGCCAGUGAAGGCACGUGUAAGCUGCUUGUGGGCAACAAGAGCGACAUCAGCGACAACAAGGCGGUGUCGUACGAGACUGCCAAGGCUUUUGCAGACAGCUUGUCCAUCCCGUUCCUGGAAACCAGUGCCAAGAACGCGCAGAACGUGGAGGAGGCCUUCCUCACCAUGGCUUCCGAGCUGAUCACGAUUCGUGAAAUGGUUGGCGACUCCAACCGGCCUGCAGGCACCAAGUUGACCGAGAACACCAAGAGUGGCGGCAACUCGAAUGGAUGCUCUUGCAACUAGCUGUGCUCGUGGGUUUCCUGCCGUCGAAAACUACGCUUGAUGACAAUAGGAACGCGAGCCCUUGUCCGUCUCGACACAGCUACCUAGGAAUUAGUGCAUCACCCUCUCUAUUCUGCAUGCGUAUGGCUUAGCGCGCGCUAAACCAUUCUCUGGCCGCUAUAAACAAUAACAGAGCGCUCCCAGAGUAUCGUUCGCUUCG
Molecule: messenger RNA, 963 nt
Organism: Phytophthora sojae
Lineage: Eukaryota; Oomycota; Peronosporomycetes; Peronosporales; Peronosporaceae
Exons: 7
Coding region: 153-764 (203 amino acids)
Molecular function (GO): GTPase activity; GTP binding
Source: RefSeq, a predicted model, not a curated record